GACUAGGCACUUAAGAGGCUGUUAUGCAACCAGUGACCUACUAACACAUAUCUGGCAGCUACAGACUCCCUUGCUGGAAAUUGGAACAACAGCAGCAACAUAACAUGAGGAAACAAGACAGAACAGAAUACUAUAUCAUCACAACCUCAGAAGGACUCUGGAUACACACCACUACACUGGGAUGCUUUUAUACUUCUGUUCCUGUCCAUCUUGAAAAGACGGUCCAACCAAAUAAUUCAGACAUGCUGUGAAAGUAGAAUGCCUGGCUGUGAAAACAAAAAUUCUCUGACCGUGUGCAUUUGUGUACACAAAAAGAAGGUGUUUCCUUCAGCUUUGUUUUAACAUCAACAGAGCAUGACAGGAUAUCUGGCUUCCUUUUAAAGUUCUAAUGAAGGUUUAUUUCCAACAAUAAACAAUGCUGAAGAUGUAUAAGUAAUAGUCUAUCCUUAUCAAUUUAAAUUGUUGUAGAUUGUCAAAGCCCUACAUGUGCCAUGUGCCCCUCGGGAAGAAAGAGGCAUUGCAUAUUUCAGAAAUAAAAGUAUACAGCUGUCUAAAUCAGCCUGCUUUGAAAGAACAUAAAAACUACCUCAGAACUAAGAAGUAGUUUGAGGACUUUUGGAGCAAAUGAUAAAUCUGAACUUUUUUUAGUAGUUCAUGUAGCAUUUCACUGAACUGGAUGAAAAUACCUCUGUCUGAUGAAAAUUAUCUCAGCACUUCGCAACUCUCACUUUACCUCCAGAGAAAUAGUUAUUUAAAACAUUUACACUUUUGCAGGAGUACUUAACUCUCAUUAUUAUCUUUUAGCAACUAAAAAAAGAAAGUCUGUCCAAAGAUGGAACUUGUUUCAUCACCAUCACUCUGUCUUUCUGGAAAUUUUACAGCUUUUCAUGAUAAAAUCAUGCAAAGAGACAGAGCUGCAAAGUCAAAGCCUAACAUCAACUGCCGGAGGAAGAGGGAGUUUAUCUCUGAAGAAAAGAAAGAUGCUAGUUACUGGGAAAAAAGGAAAAAGAACAAUGAGGCAGCAAAAAGAUCAAGAGAGAAGCGUCGCCUUAAUGAUAUGGUUCUGGAAAACAAGGUUUUAGCACUGAAUGAAGAAAAUGUUCGCCUUAAAAGAGAACUACUGCAACUUAAAUUACGGUUUGGAAUGAUCACCACUGCCAGCUACAUAGAAAAAAGUCAACAGCUUGCUGGAGGUACAGUAAAGACAUUCUACAAUGGUUACUCCAAUGGUGCCUCUUCGGUGAUUAACUCGGACUCAUCAGAGAAUGAGCAAUCAAGCAAAGGCAGUGGAAGUGUUUCACUGGCAAAAUAUUCCCCUAGAGGGUCUGUAUCAGAUAUGUCAGAUGGAUCAUCUAGAGACAGUCCCAUUCCAUUAAUGUACACAGAUGGUUCUCAGGGUAGUAUGCCUUUGACCCAUAGUUACCAUUUAAAUUCUGCUGCCAUCAGCUCUAGAGAUGGUCUGCAUAGUUCAGCUCAGAACCUUCUGGGAAAACAUGAGGAACAAUUGAAUGAGACUACAGCAAAGAGAGGAGCUAUUCUGUUCAGUACUCAUGGAUUUGCAGUAGAUUUGCAGGAGUCUGAAUCAAGAAAUGAGGACCACGAUGCCCCUACUUACUAUUAUCAGCAUAUGCAUAAGCUAAGAACAACCAAGACAGAAGAAACUCAUACACAAGAUCACUCUCUUCAUCAUAGUCCAGUUGUCUCUGGAGUGGUGUCAUGCCAGCCAGUACCAGGGACUAAAGAUGUGCCUGAAAAUAUAGUUAAUGACAUUUCUAACCCAGACAAAGAUAAUACGUCUGAAGAUUUAAGUUACCAACAUGGUGCUGUCCCAGAGGGAUCAAGCAAUAUAAAGUGUAAAACAAAUGACCAUUUAAACUCCAGUUUUUCCAUACUUCAGUCAUGUGAAGAAAAUCCAUGCUUAAAUUUGGUUCUGCGCCAUACUCUAGAGCAUUCCAUAAGUCAAAAUAACAUUACUCAUAGGAAAAAUUCUUCUGAACUAUCUGUUAACCAAAGCUACAUAAAUGAUGGCUCAUCCUGUUUAAAUUCACCUGUCCAUGAUGUUUUUGAGCAAGAAGCAACAUAUGAAGUAAAUACAUGCUCCAAAACCCCUCCAGCCUCAAUUUCUCCUUCUGGCUUUUCUUCUGUUCCUUCAGGUUUUCCAGAAUCCUUUCAGGAUGUAAAAACAUCUGCACUUCCUCAUAAACUACGUUUAAAAUGCAGAAUACAAAGUACAUGCGGGCAAGAUCACAUAGUUGGUGCCUCCAGUGUGGGGCAAGAUCACACAGUUAGUGCCUCCAGUGUGGGGCAAGAUCACACAGUUAGUGCCUCCAGUGUGGGGCAAGAUCACACAGUUAGUGCCUCCAGAGUGGCACAGUCUUCUUCAGAGCAAGCCGAUGAAACUGCCAACAGCUGUGUGCCUGAUGUCUUUAAGAACAUGUCACAGUCUAAAGCAGCCAAAAAUAGGUCGGGAGACAAUGGCAAAGACCAGGAAGAAGGUGUGAUGAGACAGCUAGACAUGUUGUUAAGCUUUCAUGCAUUGAAUAAUGGACCUAAUAAACUGUUAGCUAAAACAACCCUGUACCAAGCACUUUUAGAUAACUCCCUACCAAUCACAUGGAGUGGUCUGCACUCACUGAUGUUUGACCAACAUUUACAAGAUCAAUUGCUAUCAUCCUCAGGUCCUAAGGAACAAAUCUGUUUUUCUUUUAGCAGGAACCACACAUAAAAGUGUAAAAGUCAAGGUAGAGAAAGUAAAACAAGCACUUGAAAGCAGAAGACAUAGUUUCCAAGAUACAUGUUGGAGUAACAUAUAUGUCUCCUGCCUUUUGUUUACUGCUGAAAAAGUGUUCUCAAAAUGAAAGUGUUUAUCUUUGGGAGCUCCUCUGACUUGCAGUUAUUCCUUAUUACAUAGAACAGUGACAGUCUGUUGUGACACUACUGUUGCUUACUAAAGGAAAUAGGCUAUAAUGCUGGAAGCUGAGUAGAAAGGAGCCAUGUUAGGAAUAAACAAAGGGUUCAUAGUGAGCUACAUGGGGCAUCACCCCUGCAUAUAUGCCUGUAGUGUCAAUAGUCAUUUAUGAGGACAGGAAAAACAGAGGCAGAGGCAAUCCAUUGCUUCUUAUCAGGAUGUUAUAUUUGAACAGAUCUUCCUUGCCAGUCAGUGGCCCAGCACACACUGGAGUUCAAUCAGAUGAGACGUGUCAGGUGAAAAAUGCUUCUUAGGUUUCUACAUGUAAUUUUUAUUGCUUAGGAAUAGUACCACAAUCAAUUUUGUGAAAAACAAGCAUUCACAAUUACUUGAGAGCAGGAAACACUUGGACUGCCACUGUACAACAAUGAAUGUGUGGCUUUUACUUCUCAGGUUUGCAUACCUAAUACCUGGACUUGCAACAUGUUAUUGACUCUAGAGACAAAUACAUCCAUUCCUCACAGACUCUGUUUUAGUAUCAUUUGUGAAAUCUUGAACUAUAGUCAAUAAUGUGUCAAAAUGUCAUAUUUUCUUCCUUCAAAAGGUAUCACAAUCAGAGCACUGAAGUAUCCCCCAGGGCUAUAUCAGUUAUUUAAAAUUUUAUACUCUAUGGUCUCAUUUCUAACUUUAUUGCUACAGCUACACAGCAAAUGUAACCUCAUACUUCAGGGACUGCCGAAAUGUAGUACUGUGGGCCUAGGUCAGGGUUUAACUGAAAAUCCAAAAGGGAAAGAUAUUAUAUUUCAUAAUGAACACAUUUCAAAAUAUAAAUGCAGUGAUUUUCAGUAAUAUAACUGAUUUAAGGAGUUUUAUCAUAAUCUAAUGCUGGGUUUUGGCACAGGUUUACUACCAUUCACAAAUGAUUAUGUCUGCAUAUUUGAAUUUCAACAAAAAAAAAAAAUGCAAGUCUGCUUAGGUAUGUUACAAUGUCACCGAAGGUCCCACCUCUAUGUUUUGGAAAAACAUAACUAUAGCUAAGCAAUGUGGGAAGGUUUUGCUCAAAACGCCAACUGCAGAUGUGUUUUAUUUCCAAGGCAUUUUUAGUGCACAAUUUAUAAACUAAGAGGAUGCAGUAUUGAUUUGUGCUCACCUUAAGCUAAAUCACAAAGUAACAUUUGACCUCUUCUUGUAGUGUAAUAUUCAAGGCAAUGCUUUUAAGCAAACUACCUACAAACCAGUAUGUGCAUACCUUAGACGGUAGGCACUUAGGACCUCAAUGAUAGAAGUGAAAGGAGGAAACGCACCAAGAAUACCAACAUGCACUAGAAGAAGAGGUGUCUGAAGCACAGCAUAUACUUCAAAAGCAUGUUUCAUGACUGAUCUUCUUGUUGUAAUCAGAAAUUUAGAUAGGCAGUACAAAUUACAGCAAUCCUUAAACAGUGUUUUGCGAUCCAGCUACUUCAACUCCCGCUCUUCCAGACGGAUAUUAUUCUGUGAUUAUUUUCAAGUGUAGGCGAUUCUGUGGUGCGAGAGUGAAAUGUGUUACAAGAAGAACACACAUAUCACUCUCUCCAUACACAAAAACAUACACACGCCCACAUGCAUAGUGAAUAAAUAAGUGUUUAUUAACUGCUCACAUUUCAAAAAUGCGCUGACUGCGGUUAUGAAAACCCGUGGCAUGAUGUAGCAUUUUCAGUAAUUAAAUUCAAAGUGUGGCUUCUUUUAUAUAUUUGUCAGCAAAGUGCAUUCCGACUUCUUUUAUCUGACAUUGUUUUUUUAAACAGAUAAUGAAAAUAAUUGUUAUACAAGCAACAAUAAGAAGGUUAAAGUGCAAAUGUAAGAUACAGGAGAAUCGUAAGCAAUUCUUAUGAGUAAACACUCGUCAUUUACACUGCACUUUUUUAAUCUUGUAACACAAUAAUAAUGCCUCUGUUAAAAAUUUCCCAUUAUGAAAUACUUUGUGUAGCUCCCUGACUCAGAAAUUAAAUGAUCCUAGCUUUGUCCUUUUGUUUAAGUUUUGAUAAACAUUAAUCUCCUAAGAUUUCCUAGCAUAUUUAAACAGACAUGUCCAUUGUUGUAAGAUAUGAGUUUUCAAUAAGCUUUAUUUGCAUAUCAUAGGUAAAUAUUAGACAAGCUUCCCUUGUAGGCCAUUUUAAAUCUAGCCAGUUUCUCUUUCAUGAGAAUCAAACCCUGUGCCGUGUAUUUGAGAGCUAAACAACUUGACCAUUACAUCAGCUUCCCAACCUCUACAUGAGCUUAGUCUAGAAAACUCAGGCUAUUAAAAUCAGUUUAUUCUUUUGUAGGUAGGCUUCAAAUAAAAAUUCAGGGCAUGAUCUGUCAAUAUUAAGUAUAACACAGGUACUUGUCACAUUUAAUCAUCAGCAGAAUGCCCAAAUGCUGUCUACCACAACAACUGAAUGGAUAUUACACUGGAUUCAUUCAACUCAAAACAAACGACAGUAUAGCUGUUAUGACUGAAUGGGUAUUACACUGGACAGCAUGAACUCCAUGCACAUGCCUUUUUUUGUUUCAUAUUAGCAAGAAGUAAAACCAGCUGUUACUUUAUGGUUUCCUUCCUUUUUUUAAUUAAACUGUGGAUGUUUGUGUGUAUACUCAUCUUUUUAACCCAGGCACAUAGUGUGAGUUUUUUCCAUGAAUAUCAGAAAUGAAUUUCCCCGCAGAGUUUAUGUGGCACUGAUGCAUUAUAAAUGUCUGCUGUGUGGUAGUGCAUGUAAACAUGUUUUUUUUAUUUUUACUUUAUUAUUGUUAUUUUUAUGCUGUAUAUCAAGUUGCAGUCACAAGAUAUACUGAGUUUUAACUCUGAAGCUUUUUUAGAGCUUCAGUAACAACAGUAGGCCCAGUACAAAUAAGAAAUUUGAAUGUAUAUAUUUACAGACUGUCAUUACUAGCAAAGCACAAGAAAGGAACAAGGAAUAAUUACGAAUAAAUGCUGCGUACAAUGGAACUGAUGUUGAUGGAGUUCCAUAGUGACUGUUUUUAUGAACCUUUUAAACAGUGCCCUAAGGGCCAUUCAACUGAAGGUACAAUAUUCUAAUAUAAACAUGUAAAUAAUGUAAAUACUGUACAUAAUGUUCUGGCUGGUUACAGCCUGUAUUAAAUUUUACUGUGGUUUGUUUUGUUA
Molecule: messenger RNA, 6050 nt
Organism: Protopterus annectens (West African lungfish)
Lineage: Eukaryota; Metazoa; Chordata; Ceratodontiformes; Protopteridae
Exons: 2
Coding region: 833-2725 (630 amino acids)
Biological process (GO): regulation of DNA-templated transcription; circadian rhythm
Cellular component (GO): nucleus
Molecular function (GO): DNA-binding transcription factor activity; DNA binding
Source: RefSeq, a predicted model, not a curated record